Acaulospora colombiana is the source of this 729-nucleotide messenger RNA. The record is from the annotation of a GenBank genome assembly. Lineage: Eukaryota; Fungi; Glomeromycota; Glomeromycetes; Diversisporales; Acaulosporaceae.
AUGGACACAAACGAAUAUCCCGAAGUGACAAUUGAUUCUUUACCGUACAUCGAUCACGAGAUCGGUUACGAAGGAAUGCGUGCAAAGGUCGACAAACUUGUGGAACAAGAAAUGCGAAAGCGGUCAAAUUCUAAACGGGAUCAAGCAUUAAACUUUCCUUCAAAUUUUGAAUUUUUCAAAAAUUCGCCCAUACUUGCAACCGAAUAUCAACGUGUUCAACAGGGAAAGGCGAUUGUAGAGAUGGACACGAGUAGAUAUAAAUUGUCCGAGCCCGACAAUAAGGAGGAUGUGGAGUCAUGGAGCAAAGCCGUGGAUAACUCGAAAUCUCAACUGCAACAUCAAGAUCUGCGAUUAUUCAACCUGGAACUGCUCCAAAAAUAUGGCGCGAAUGCGUGGAGACUCCAUAAUUUCCAGUUGGAACACGAAUUACAGCAAUAUCAAAAAACUUUGGAAGAAUAUCGUCAAAGCAUCUUGGAACUUAAUAAGCAAAGAAAAACGGAACAGGCGGGAAGCCAAAUUGAAUCGCUGGAACUCAAGUGGACCAAGAUGAUCGGUCAAACACUCCAAGUGGAAGUGGCAUGUGCUUCCUUGGAGAGUGAGUUGCGACAAUUGAAGCAGCGUGAACAAGAACUGAUCGCACAAUUAGAACUUGUUAAUCAGAAUGAUGAUGAUAAAGUUGAAUCUCAACCUAAUUCUGAGGAUGAAGCCGAAAAAGAAAAGGAGGCGUGA